CUGAGAAAAUGACCAUAAAAGAUUUGGCCCAAGAAACUUUGACUCCAACUGCCUUCUUACAGAGUCGGUUUCUAGCUUACUUGAGGCUUGUUGAGGAAUAUACGAGGAAGAGUGGCAGCCAUUUUUGUUCUACCAGCUUUCAAAAGUAAUGCUUGCAGAAGCGGGGAAGUUUAGGAAGAAACACUAAAAAAUUGCUGUCUCUAACCUCGGUGAAUCACCUGCCUAUAGAAAACUUCAUCCCUCUUCAUCCAUCUUAAGGUCUCAACUUCCUGUCCGAUCUUUGUUGGGGAUUACAUAUUCAUGUAAUUUCGCGCCUGUUGCUUCUGUUUGCUGGCCUUCAAGUGAAAUUCUUUGCAGUUUCGUUCUAUUCGUCUUAGGAAGUUGAGAAAUGGAGGCAAUAGGCUACGAGUCAUCGAUUCUCUAGCAUCGGAUUUACUUUAAGAGCUCCAUUAAGGAGUGAUUCUCGUUUUUUUAAUGGCCGUGGAGUACCAAUGUUGCGAAACGCAGUUCUUCAUUCACAUCCUUUUAAUCGUUCUUCUGGUUGCUUUCGCGGGUAUGAUGUCUGGACUCACGCUGGGGCUUAUGUCUCUCAGUCUGGUUGAUCUUGAAGUUAUUGCCAAGUCUGGAACUCUCCAAGAUCGUAAAUAUGCCGCAAGGAUAUUACCAGUAGUAAAAAAUCAACACUUGUUGCUGUGCACACUCCUCAUUUGCAACGCUGCAGCCAUGGAGACACUUCCAAUAUUCCUUGAUAGUCUAGUAACAGCUUGGGGUGCUAUCCUUAUAUCUGUCACAUUGAUUCUCUUGUUCGGUGAGAUCAUACCACAGUCAGUGUGCUCAAGAUAUGGAUUAGCAAUAGGGGCUUUUACAGCACCCAUUGUCCGCAUUCUUGUCUGGAUAUGCUUUCCUAUUGCAUAUCCUAUCAGCAAGCUGUUGGACUUCCUGCUAGGUCACGAGAAUAAAGCACUUUUCCGGCGGGCUGAACUGAAAACUCUUGUUAACUUGCACGGAAAUGAGGCAGGUAAAGGUGGAGAGCUCACACACGACGAGACGACAAUAAUUGCUGGGGCUCUUGAGCUUCACGAGAAAACAGCAAGAGAUGCCAUGACCCCUAUAUCUGAAACCUUUGCAAUAGAUAUUAAUGCGACCCUGGACCGGGAUAUGAUGAAUUUAAUAUUGGAGAAGGGACAUAGCAGAAUACCAGUGUACUAUGAGCAGCCGACAAACAUUAUAGGACUUGUUCUGGUAAAAAAAUUUGCUGACCAUUCAUACAGAAGAUAGAGUUCCUGUGAAAAAUGUUACUAUUAGAAGGAUUCCUCGGGUUCUGGAAACUAUGCCAUUAGAUGACAUCCUGAAUGAGUUUCAGAAGGGUCAUAGUCACAUGGCUGUUGUUGUACGUCAGUGCAACAACCAGACAGCGCAAACGGCUAUUGUACCCCCACCCAACGAUGUGAAGGUUGACAUUGAUGGUGAGAAGACUCCUUCACAAAAGAGCCUGAAGAUGAAACAAGCACUAAAGAAAUGGAAGAGUUUCCCCAACAGUGGGAGUAAUUCAUAUAAGAGCACACGAAGCAAGAAGUGGAUGAAGGACAUGUAUGCAGACAUCCUGCCAAUGGAUGGGAAUCCGUUACCGAAACUCCCCGAAGAAGAAGAGGUAGUCGGAAUAAUAACUAUGGAAGAUGUUAUUGAAGAACUUUUACAGGAGGAGAUCUAUGAUGAGACAGAUCACCAGGUGGAUGAAUCGUGACAUUAAAGGAAUAUAUUUUGUAUAAAAUGCAAGAAAUAAUGAGAUAAAUGGUUAAUCAUAUGUGCCUGAGAAUUUUUGUUUCUGCAAGGGAAUUGUACUUUGUGGGUUGGGCAUGAUCAGUUUCAGUUCCCAAAUAUGGUGUAUUCAAGUUUCUUGAAGGCAUGUUAAUAUCUUCAGCUAUUUGUCUAAAUCAUGUACUGAUGUACAUACACGUUUGAGGUUAUCUUUCUUUUUGGGGAAAUUGCAUGAGGUAUAGGAGCUAGGAGCUGGGGGGUUUUCUAUUACGGAGCACCCACCUCUGUGAGAGCCUAUUAAGACAAAUGUUUUUCCUAUGAAAGGGUUAAAUAAGCCGUUCUAUUGUUUCCAAUUCAUC
Messenger RNA from Cuscuta europaea, 2117 nucleotides. The record is from the annotation of a GenBank genome assembly. Lineage: Eukaryota; Viridiplantae; Streptophyta; Magnoliopsida; Solanales; Convolvulaceae.